Molecule: messenger RNA, 936 nt
Organism: Trametes versicolor FP-101664 SS1
Lineage: Eukaryota; Fungi; Basidiomycota; Agaricomycetes; Polyporales; Polyporaceae
Exons: 5
Coding region: 1-936 (311 amino acids)
Source: RefSeq, a predicted model, not a curated record
AUGGCGACGACCUCCACUGCAUCUACGGCGACACCGGCCCAGAUUCAAGCGGAGACAAUCCAGGAAUGGUACCCUCUCACGGACGACCUAUUCUUCCUCGAGGGCAAGGAGCUCGCCUUCAUGAAAGCGCAGACUGGCAUCGAGGAUGAAGAAGAGCUGAAGCAACACAUCAUCUCCGUCACGCGCGAGGCGUACGCUGUCUUCCCUUUCCCUUGCAUCCGUCGCUUCAAUCAUCUCAAGUUCAAAUUUGCCGGCCUGCCAGGCUACGACCAGGUUUUGAAGCUCGGGAGAGAGCGGGAAGGCGCGAUACUCCUUGACAUAGGAUGCUGUUUUGGCAACGACAUUCGAACUGCCGUUGCGGACGGAUUCCCGGCGAAGCAACUCAUAGCGACCGACCUGUAUGGCGAGUACUGGGCGUUGGGCCAUAAACUCUUCCGUUCGACAUCCGCGUCCUUCCCGGCCUCCUUCAUAGCCGGUGACGCGUUCAACCCCGAACACCUCGCCGUCAUGCCUCCGCUCUAUGAGUCUACGUCGGAGCCCACUCCAGACUUGUCGAUGUUGACGUCGCUGAACCCACUACACGGCCACGUCUCUGCCAUCCACGCCUCGUCGUUCUUUCAUCUGUUCGACGAGGAGAAGCAGGCGCAUAUUGCGCAGGCGUUGGCAGGCUUGCUCUCACCGCUCCCGGGUUCGAUCAUCCUCGGGUCACACGCCGGGAGACACGCGAAAGGUUCUCAGGUGCACAAGGUCGGCCCGAACAAGGACAACGGGAGCUUUACGUUCUUCUUUCAUUCGCCUGAGAGCUGGACGGAGCUGUGGGAUGGGCAGGUCUUCAAGAAAGGUACGGUGAAGGUCGAGACGCGUCUGGUCGAGUAUACGGCCGGGCCGGAUGGCGAGAUGGUCUAUUUCUUGCAGUGGUGCGUUACGAGGCUUUGA